Messenger RNA from Lottia gigantea (owl limpet), 621 nucleotides. RefSeq lists its product as hypothetical. The record is from RefSeq and is a predicted model, not a curated record. Lineage: Eukaryota; Metazoa; Mollusca; Gastropoda; Lottiidae. The coding region runs from base 1 to 621 and encodes 206 amino acids. The transcript is spliced from 2 exons.
AUGAAGUUAAAGCAUAGAUUAGUGUGUGUGUUAACGUUCAGUAUAUGUGCCUUAUUAGGGGUUCACGUGUUCGUAUUAUCAGGUGUACAGAACCUGUUAUCCAUAGAACCUGCCGUCAAUCAUGUGGACAGAUCGGAAUAUCGAGACAUUCGGGGGUCAGAGCAUGCUCAUUAUCCAGCUGGACGAAAAAGGCUAAAUAAAAGUAAUUUUUCAGGAGAUGUGGAUUUAGACUCGAACACUUUAAAAGUUUUUAAAAAUAUGCUUGAUGAAGAUGUGGGACUAAGACAACAAACUCUUCAACCCCCGAAAGCACAAGCCAUGGAGGACAAUCACGGUGAAACACCCUUACAAGAGAUAAAAGACUUUAAAAAUAGCAAAGUGGACCAAAUGUUAGCGAACCUAAAGGAGAAAAAUCCCUCUAAAUUUGAUUUACGAUAUUUCGAAAAAGCGGAUUAUUUAACGUUUUUAAAAGAUUUUUCUAGUCACUUUAAAAAGAGUAAAAAAUCAUUAGCUGUUUAUAAGAAUUACAAAGGACAUAAUGUGACUAAAUUAUUAGAGAAAUCUUUCGAGAGAAGAGAUUUUCUAGUGUAUGGAACAUUCUUUAGCAAAAUCGUAUCGUAA